GCCGAGAAGGCUGAAGAGCUGAAAGCAUGGUUGGAAGCGAUCCAAGGCUGGAUAGCAGCUGCAGCAUGGCAAGUGGGAGACGUUGUCUGCGUGACUGAGCCGUUCAUGUCAGACUCAGAAGACCAAGUCAGACUGGAAGCUGAUAUGACUGGUCUUAUCGUGAAGCUUGAUGAGCAUGAGGAUGCCUUCCUGGAGUUUGAGGCCUUCGAAGCCAGGCAGUGGGUCUUCCAGAAGAAGCGUCACAAGCUGAAACGACUGCUGGAUAACGAGGCAAAGGACGUCUUCUUGGAUAUUGUGCCGCAGAAUGACAUCAUUAUGCACUGGGCUCUACGAGUGGUGGGGCCAAAGGCUUCGCGAUGUUACGAGUUUGAGGCCGACGGAGUACUGAUGGGCAAGCGAACGGCCCUCGACAAGGGCCUUCCCAUCAGCUCACAGAAGCUGGAAGGUCGUACUGAAAAGACGCACCGGGAGAUUUCUCAGUGGUGCACACAGUUCGGCGUGGAUCACACCUACGAUGCAGCCGGCAACAACAUCUUCGGCGGAAAGAACUGCCAGGACUUUGCCGUGGAGCUAUGCACUUACAUGGGGAUUGACAAGGAGCAGCUGCCGUUUAGACAAGCGGAGCAGGUCAAGACCGUCCUGGGUGCUGGCGCGUUUGUGGCCGCCGAUGCGGCACUGGGCACGGGGCUGGUUGCAGCCGGAACGGGCCUUGUGGCCGGGGCCCUGGACUUGGGCAUUGGCGUUGCCGGCGCAGCUGCUGGGGCCGCCAUGAGCCCGGGGGUGCUCGCCGCUGCUGCGGCAGUCGGCGUGGGCUAUGCUUCAGGCGUCAUCACGCCGGAGUCCAUUCCGACUUUCGGCUUCGAGAGUGAGAAGCCAGCGCAAAGUCCCGAGCAGAGCUCGAGUUAA
Symbiodinium sp. CCMP2456 is the source of this 906-nucleotide messenger RNA. Lineage: Eukaryota; Dinophyceae; Suessiales; Symbiodiniaceae. The record is from the annotation of a GenBank genome assembly.